Molecule: messenger RNA, 979 nt
Organism: Orycteropus afer afer
Lineage: Eukaryota; Metazoa; Chordata; Mammalia; Tubulidentata; Orycteropodidae
Gene: MAP1LC3A
Product: microtubule associated protein 1 light chain 3 alpha
Biological process (GO): autophagy of mitochondrion; autophagosome assembly; cellular response to nitrogen starvation
Cellular component (GO): autophagosome; autophagosome membrane; cytosol
Molecular function (GO): ubiquitin protein ligase binding
Source: RefSeq, a predicted model, not a curated record
AUGUUGUGACCUGACGUCACCGGGCGAGUUACCUCCCGGAGCCGCAGCCGCUGGGCUCAGCGCGAACCCCGGAGCCCUUCAACGCGAGGCGAGGAGCCCCCGGAGCCCCCGAACCGCAGCCACAUCCCGGCGACGCGCACCCCGAAGCCCCAGCCUGCGCGCCCCGCCGGGCCCGCGCGAUGCCCUCGGACCGGCCUUUCAAGCAGCGGCGGAGCUUCGCCGACCGCUGUAAGGAGGUCCAGCAGAUCCGCGACCAGCACCCCAGCAAGAUCCCGGUGAUCAUCGAGCGUUACAAGGGUGAGAAGCAGCUGCCCGUCCUGGAUAAGACCAAGUUUCUGGUCCCCGACCACGUCAACAUGAGUGAACUGGUCAAGAUCAUCAGGCGCCGCCUGCAGCUGAACCCCACGCAGGCCUUCUUCCUGCUGGUGAACCAACACAGCAUGGUGAGCGUGUCCACACCCAUCGCAGACAUCUACGAGCAGGAGAAGGACGAGGAUGGCUUCCUCUACAUGGUCUACGCCUCCCAAGAAACCUUCGGCUUCUGAGCCUGCAGUAGGGGGAAAGGGGUUUAGCCUGGGAGUUGGGGGGGCCGGUCAGGCUCUGCCCAGGGAGCCCCUGUCUCUUGAACUGAGUAGCCUCUGGCCCUGGUGGGCUGGGCAGGGAUGUGACCACCAACCGUGCCUGCUCUGCCCCUGGGUGGAUCCUGGGCCAGUCACUUUAGGGUUGCCCCUCUGGGUGCUGCCUGGGAUGGGGGAGAGUGGGAAGCAAUGCCCCGCAUCCCUGCUCUGUGCAGUUUGUCUUUUUUUUUUAGGCCCCUGCCUGUCUGCCCAUCUGUCCCUCACCCACAUGAGGCGCUGCCCCCUGCCUGGACCUGCUUACCCCUAAGGAGUGGCCCCCCGGCUCCCCGGGUCUUGACAUGGUGUAUAGAUCUGUGGUUACUGUCCCUCUGCAGAAUAAAGAUUGCUCAGGCCUGCCUGGC